Messenger RNA from Rattus rattus (black rat), 941 nucleotides. It is a transcript of the gene Gatc, whose product is annotated as glutamyl-tRNA amidotransferase subunit C. NCBI's taxonomy places the organism in Eukaryota, Metazoa, Chordata, Mammalia, Rodentia, Muridae. Gene Ontology annotation, molecular function: glutaminyl-tRNA synthase (glutamine-hydrolyzing) activity. Gene Ontology annotation, biological process: mitochondrial translation; glutaminyl-tRNAGln biosynthesis via transamidation; regulation of translational fidelity. Bases 41 to 508 code for a protein of 155 amino acids. The transcript has 3 exons. Gene Ontology annotation, cellular component: mitochondrion; glutamyl-tRNA(Gln) amidotransferase complex. The record is from RefSeq and is a predicted model, not a curated record.
UCGCCCCACCGUUUGUCGCUACGGAGGCCGAGAAGCAAAGAUGUGGGCACGGGCGGCGAGGGUGCAAUUUCGGGCUCCUCUGGACCCGGGCCGAAGUUUUGCUUCCAAAGUGGGUCCACGGGGAAAGGUCCAGGCGGCGGACCCGAGGACCCAGGCUCCACGCCUAGUCCCGCAGGGCACCGGUCGCGUGUCCGCCGCGGUAGUCGAGCAUCUGGAGCGGCUGGCACUGGUGAACUUCAGCAGCCGCGAGGCGGUGGACCGGCUAGAGAAAGCCGUGGCCUUUGCCGACCAGCUGCACGCCGUGGACACCGACGGGGUGGAGCCGCUGGAGUCGGUACUGGAGGACAGAUGUCUCUACCUGAGAUCUGACAAGGUAGCCGAAGGCGGCUGUGCAGAAGAACUACUACAGAACUCAAACCACGUUGUGGAGGAGUACUUUGUGGCCCCCCCAGGUAACAUUCCUUUGCCAGACAUGGUGGGCAAGGUCCCUUCUUCCACAGCAGAGUAGCUGUUCUGGGAGGGGUACCCUGUCAACAUCGUGGACUCACAGGGGUGGCCAUCUGCUACUGUGAAUUCUAGCAUAAUGGACAUUUACCACUUCCUGGUAAUCGAUCUGAAGACAGAGCUAGAAAACUCAGCUAACGGAAAACUACAAGCCCCCUUCGUGGAUGUGGAUCAAAUGCUCAGGCCUGUUCUGUAUGGAAAACAUCUUCCUCCUUUGUCUGCCCCUAAAAACACUACCUUGUCAAAACGUAUCCAUGUGGACUUUUCUGUUUACAUGUAAGACACAGAUGACCUGUGUUGCUUUUCCACCAGCUCCGUGGAGAGCCAGCCCAUCACCAUCUGUUUCUGGGUACCCACUCACCUUAUUCCUACAUAGGGCUUGUUUUAUGGCUAGAUUUGAGUAAUAUCAAAGUAAACUACAGCAUGGGAUCUCCUCA